CAGGGUUAUAAGUUACUUUACCCCUAAUUUAAAAUAGAAUUAGGAGCUAUAUCAAUAUAUUUCAACACUUUUAAAUAGUGACUUUUGACUAAUUGAUGAUUUUUGUGAAUGCAAUAUUUGUAUUUUAGGAUAAUAUAGCAACAAGGUUUGAUUAAUUUUCAUGUUUUAUUUUUUUGUAACCCUGCAUGGAAAUAUCUCAUGUGAUUUUCAAAAGUGAAAAGCUUGAAAAUGACACAAGUAUAAGUGAAUCAGCUCAUAUCAGACCGAACAUGAUUUUCAUCCUUCGAAAUCCACAAACUGCUCUGACAACAUUAUAGUUCCAGUGCGUAGAAUCCUGAUUUAGAAUCCUGGCAUUGAAAUCUACAUGUUGAUAUAUUAAGCCACAAUGAGUGAAAACCUGGGCUCUGUAUCAGAAAAACUUUUUAAGAUUAUAAUUAUUGGAGAUCCUACUGUUGGAAAGACUUCAUUUGUCCAGAGAUAUGUUAAUGAAACAUACAGAAGAGAUUACAAAGGCACGAUUGGUGUUGAUUUUGCCUUGAAAGUAAUAAAAUGGAAUGAAGAAACCAACAUAAAACUACAGCUGUGGGACAUUGCAGGUCAAGAACGAUUUACCUCUAUGACACGUGUAUAUUACAAAGAUGCCCAUGCAUGUGUUAUCAUGUUUGAUCUUACACAGAAAACCUCUUUCCAAAAUUCUCUGAAGUGGAAAAUGGACUUGGACUCUAAAUGUACCUUGCCAGAUGGGAGUUAUAUACCAUGUGUUCUGUUGGCAAAUAAGUGUGACUUACAGCACAGAGAGGUGGAACAACCAGAGAUUGAAAAUUUCUGCAAGGAGAAUGACUUUAUAGGUUGGACGGAGAUAUCAGUGAAAGAGAACCUCAUGGUGGAAGAAGCAAUGAAAUUCUUGAUUGAGGAGAUGAUGAUGAAGUAUGACAUGUUAGACUCAUCUAGUGACGCAGGUAGAGACAAUGAAGCCGAUGGUGCUAACAUCAAACUAAAGCAAUCUCAGUCUGUAUCUAAAGAGGGCGCUAGUAAAUGUAAAUGUUAGUCCUUUCUUCAGAUCAAUGGUGUAUUUUAGUGAACAUUUACGGAUGCUGAAAUUUCAGUGGAUUGAAUUGAUAUUUGAAAGCUGAGAUUUGCCAUAGUGUGAAAUAGGACUGUCUAAUAAGCACCCCCGCCGCUGAAGUAGAGACAUAAAAACGUCUUCCCCUGAAAUCAUUCCAAAACAAAAAUCAAACAGUAUUUGGAUGCAGUGUCUCUGAGACUGAGUGUAUAUCAAUAGUACGUAUUCCCGUCACCUGGACCUGAACAUUUUAAUCAAAAAUGAGAAGAUUUGAGAAUCAUGUUUCUGAACAUUUUGGAGAUUUUUGUGAAUCAACAUUUUGUAAUAUGCUUAUAUGUGUACAGUGGAUGCUGAUUUUGACAAUCAUCUGCUAACAGAGCAGGGAGAAGGAGACCUGGGGGGACAUUAACAGGAACUUCGUAAAGUUAUGAAUUCAUUAAUCAAUUGUUGUAA
This is a messenger RNA of Owenia fusiformis, 1516 nucleotides long. The record is from the annotation of a GenBank genome assembly. NCBI's taxonomy places the organism in Eukaryota, Metazoa, Annelida, Polychaeta, Sabellida, Oweniidae.